GUCAUCAACAGUCCCAUCGACUUCUGCACAUUUUACCGUUUUCCUGUAUGACUGGUGGCAGUCACAGCACCGAAGAUGUUUACUGAUGCAUCUGGAUCACAUACAUACUUUGCCUCACUCCUUCCACCAUCUAUCAAUUUCUGUCUUUUAUUCCCUCUCUCUCUCUCUCUCUCUCUCUCUCUCUCUCUUUCUCUCUGCCUUUGGCCCCUCAGGUGUCUGAUGCGUCCUUCUCCAUCAUGCUGCCGUACCUGGAGAAUAUAGCCGUUUAUUCUGAUAACGGUCAGGAAUCAACAGUGUCUCAGGUUCCUAAAAGAGCUCCAGGUAGCAUCGGCUACUGCAGACGGGUAAUGCCAAAGAAAACAAAUUCUGUGGAACCAAGGGCUGAAUGUGGCUCGACAAGGAGGACCACAAAUAUUGAUGCAGAUCAGGAUCAUGUGAACUUGUCCCCCAUGGUACGCCACCUCGUGGAAAACAUGACGGAAGAGCAUUGGAGAAUUGUCUGUGAGGCUCUACAUGUGCCUGGGACCAAAGAAGACGUUAGCCAGCUUUGUGCCUGCAUAGUUGCGAAAGUGGUCCGGACGACUCAUUAUUACCUGAUCCCAGCCCUUAGAAAAGUUCUGGGUGUUCCUGUCACAUACGUGAUUCCAUGUGGAACAGCAAGGGUAAGCACGUCGGAUGCCAAGAAGGCUAGAGAGUUGUCCAUUCCUCUGCUGGAUCAGCUGACCGGUACUGAAUUUAGAAAAAGGGCAACCGAGCAAGUGAGUGAGGUUUUGCUCAACACUCUUGACAGUGAUUCCUGCCCUGAAUCUCCAGCUGAGGUAUUUGCCGAAGAUGACCAUGAGUCAAACACCAAAGCAGAGAGCCAGACAGACUGUGAGCUUCCUGCCUUCUAUCCACCUGGCACUCACUCACAGUCUGUUGCUGAUGAUCUUGUCGGUGAUGUUAUCGACUCCAUGAACGAGGACUCAGGCCAAAACGUUCACUCAGCAGCGUAUGACGUUGUUGGAUAUGUCGUUGCGGGGAUGAAAGAUCUUGUGGAGACAACACGAGUCAUGGGAGGUUUCUCUAUGAGAAGGAUCUACGCAACAUCACAAACAAUGUUCAGUGCCAUUCAGAAUGCUGUGAGGAAAUUGUUUUCCAGAUCUGUUUACUCUAACAGUAAAGAGGAGACAACAAUGGCUUCUGCCAGACAUGUCAUUAGCCAAGUGAUUUUGUCCAUGCAGUGUGAACUUUCUGAUCUUAAGAGUGCAGAAGAUUUAGAGCAAAUAGCACUGAUUCAGAAGAUCCUCAGUGCUUUGUUGAGUGAAGUCAGAAUGAUUGGCAUGGAAACAAAAAAGGACAGGUCCCAAAGCCCUCAACUGCCAUCGCCUCACUUCUUAAGAUCAGCUGACGCAGAAAUUGAAGACCCAACCAAACUUCAUGGCACUCCUGUUCCCCCUGAAGUGAUUGUCAACAUGGAAGGCUCUUCGUUGUCUCCUGCAUGUGCCAACGAAGCCAUCGCCCAAGUGGUGGACACCGUCUUAGAAGGUGAAAGACUUGUUCCCGUCCCCAUCAGACUGGAGAAACUGAUCUCUGAAUCAAAAAUGAGGGCAUUCUCCCAUGAUAUUGCAGAUCAAGUCCAAAAGAUCAUAAAAAGUUCUCAUGGCCUCCAGACUAUUUCUGUGAAAGUGGGGAAGAGCCUUUCAGACUCCAUUCUCUGCAAGUUACCAUCCAGAGCUGAGAGACAGAAUGAAGCUCCAUCUGGAUUUAUUUACGGUUAUGUAGAAGAGGCUGUGAAGCGACUAGUGUCAUCAUGUUUGUUCCCCUCAGCAUCUUCUGAGGACCAAGAAUGUUCCCAGCAGAACCUAGAGACCUCAACAUCAUCCUGUAUCCUCAACAUGUUUACAGAAGUGAUGGUCAAAGAGGUCAUGGUGACUCUCUCCACAGAGUUUGAGGGAAACGCUGCAUCUGUCAACAGUGACGACUUCAAGAAACUAGUCAGGGAGGAUCAGAAACUCUUAGACAAACAGCCGCAAGACACUGAAAUGACGUCAUCCACCACUAACUCAAAAGUUGCGCUCCCUCAUAUUUUUGAUUUGCCACAAAAUAGUGAGUGUGAAGCAGUCAUCUUUUCCUCACACCUCCCUCUUUCAGAGUCUAACAAGAAUGACUAUGCCUCCCUAGUCUCCAUGUUGGUCAUUCGACUUCUGAAGAAAGUUGAUAGCUCACGCCCGUUCAUUGGCACCCGUCAGGACGGAGUUCCGGAUAAAGUUCUGGAUAUCUCCAGAGAAUUGAUCCAGAAGAUUCUGUGUGAGCUUGAAACAUGUUUUGGUAUCACAAGUGAUGAAAGUCAUCCGCAGCAAGUGAAUUUUCACCUGAUGUACCAAAAUGUUUACAAGGAUCUUACUAGAGAGUUUGGCUCUGAAGAUGUGCUGUGUUCUGCCCUGGAAUCACAAGAUCAAUCUUUUGAGUCCUUCCUGGUGGAGAAAUUGACAGGAGAGAUAAUAAAGACUUGUAGCCAAACCAACUUAGCAGCUUCUGCAGCCCUCCCAUCAAUUCAAGCUGUAACUGGACUACAGAAAAAUAAUAAGGAAAAGACCAAAAAGAAAAUGACUCCAUCCUGGCUGAAGAUGCCAACAUUCAAUUGGAAGAAAUCAAAGAAUGGAGCACACAGUCUCCUUGACAGUGAGGACUCUCUUGUUCCAAGCACAAGUUCCUCUCAGGUUCAGGCCAUGAAGACCGAGCUGAGGCAGACUCUGGCUGAGGUCACCAAGGCUCCUGCGUGUGCAGCCGGCCGUCUGGAGAUGGCCCAGGAGGAAGAGAGCGCAGGGUGCUGUUUCUUCAGGAUGCCCAAAUUCAAGUUCUCCUUCAAGAAAAUAAUGAGAGGAGCUAAAGUUGGCCAUUACUCCAACGUUACCUCAUUUGAAGAGAUGAACAGUAAUGUGCCAGCCUGUGCACCAUCCUCCUGUGAGACUCAGCUGAGUGAGGAGCCGUCCGCUAAGUUGGCUGCUUCUGACGGUCUCACUAAGCACUCCAAGAUACAUGCAGAGACAGAGAAGCCAGUGAGGUCUAGUCCACCUGGUAAACUGGGUGUCAGGAAGCCUUUGUUGCCAGAGGCGUCCCAGGGACAACCCCGGAGCCAGGUGGCUCGAAGAGGGAAGAGUUUCCAGCAACAGCGGCACAGGAACUCCCUGGAAGGAUGGUUGGUGAAGAAGAGGCCCAACUUGUCCUCAGAGCCCCAGACCCAGUCUAGCGCCACAGAUCCCGAAGCCCAGGUGGACACUGACAUGAUGGGCCCAGAGAGUCCUGACGUGCCCCUCCUCCAGUCAACCACCCAUGAGGAGAGAGAGGAGUCCAACCAGACUCAGGCAAUCUCCCAGAACACCGGCGAGGCUGCUGUCAGAUCAGCCCAGCUGGAGGAGCUAGACCAGGCAGGGGUGGAUGCCAUGAUGGAGACCCAGAGCAGCACAGAGUCAGACAAGCCGGAGCUGAGCUCUGCUGGGCAGAAAGGCAGUCAUAAAUCAGGGCCCAAAAUCACAGACUACUUCUGCAAACCAUUAUCUGUGACCCCUUCUACUAGUGCUCAGUGCCUGCAGCGGAAUGUUCAGGGGGAUGGAGUCAGUGACAGUGGCAGCGAGGGACCCUCGGAGGAAGAUGAGGAUGGUGGUGAUGUUAGGGUCACUUGGCUGGGGACCCCCAUCUCUGAGUUGAGGAGGACCCCUGCCUGCAGCCCCCCACUACCUCCACUGAGGGCCUCCGACACGCACACGGUUGCCAUAAGGACAGAUCUCCUUAGGCUUGGUGAGGUGCCCGUGCCAUAUCCCACCAGGUUCAAAGAUGCCUGGGAUGACGUUAAUGUCAAGAUGCCAUGCUCAGAGAAGAACCUCUUUCCAGUUGAGGAUGGAGUUCAAAGCAGAUGGGCCCUGAUUGAGAAAACUCUCAGUCAGUCGUUCCGCAGCUCUCGUGAUGUGAAGGAUGCGAUACUGAAGUACAAUGCUGCUCAUGCCAAGAAAUGGGACUUCACUGCUCUCCACUCGUUUUUAGAUAGAGGUCUGGAGUCGGAGGAGGCUGAGCAGCUGCUGGGGCGUCUCCUGCCUGACAUUGCCCGCUUGGCACUGAAUGCAGAACAGCUCAUCACACAGCCAGUGCCCCUCCUGAAGGCCGGACAGAGCCACUCCAUCACGCUGUCUCAGGAGCAGGUGGCCUGUCUCCUGGCCAACGCCUUCUUCUGCACUUUCCCCCGACGCAACUCCAGGAAGUCCGAGUACUUCAACUACCCUGACAUCAACUUCUGCAGGUUGUUUGAAGGCUCCUCACCCAGAAAAGUGGAGAAGCUGAAAACUCUCCUCUGGUAUUUCAAACAAGUCACUGAAAACAUGCCCACUGGACUAGUAACGUUCACUAGGCAGUGCCUCAACAGAUUUCCAGAUUGGGAAAGCUCGCAGCAGAGACUUACCCGGCUUCACAUCACCUGUGAGGGCACCAUUGAAGACCAGGGUCACGGGAUGCUUCAGGUGGACUUUGCUAACAGGUUUGUGGGAGGUGGAGUGACGGCCGCUGGCCUGGUUCAGGAGGAGAUCCGCUUCCUGAUCAACCCCGAGCUCAUCGUCUCUCGACUCUUCACAGAGUCCCUGCAGUCCAACGAGUGCCUCAUCAUCACUGGUACCGAACAGUACAGUAGGUACAGAGGCUAUGCCGAGACCUACAAAUGGGAUGAAGGUUGUGAUGACCAGACACCCAGAGACCGAUGGCAGAGAAGAUGCACAGAGAUUGUCGCCAUAGAUGCUCUGAAGUUCCGCAGCUUCCUGGAACAAUUCCAUCCAGAGAGAAUGACCCGAGAACUCAAUAAGGCCUACUGUGGAUUUGCACGUCCUGGUAUGCCAAGACAGCACCUGUCAGCGGUUGCCACAGGAAACUGGGGGUGCGGAGUGUUUGGAGGAGACGCUCGUCUUAAAGCUCUGCUACAGAUGCUGGCUGCAGCGGAGGCGGGCAGAGAUGUGGUCUACUUCACCUUCGGAGACGCAGCCCUUAUGACGGACGUCCACCGCAUGCACACACUACUCACGGACACAAACGUCAGCGUGGGCACUGUGUACUCUCUCCUGGAGGAGUACUUCAUCUGUGAGUGUCGUGACUGCCCCAACCGCCGCCCCACCGUCGGCCUCUACGCCUUCAUCGCCGAGCGGGUCAUGAACGACCCCGACAGUGACCUUUCACCCACACACACCCAUGAUGACCUUUGACCUCCCUGUGCCAAAGCCAGUCUCUCGGCCUUCAGCCUUAAGCGUUGUCAGAGCCCGCGGGUCACGUCAGAGCAUGACACACACGCGAUAUACAGCUAAAAAUAUAAUCCAGUAUCACAAAGACUUCACCCAUGACAAAGCCUUUAAAAUCCUUGUUUAGAUUGAAAAAUAUGAUCCUAUAUCACAAAGACCUCACUCGUGAGGAAGUCAUUCUUUGUAAUGCCCUUGUUUAGAUUGAAGUGCAUUUUGUUGUAUGUUCUGGUUUGUGUGGGAUUAUGUUUCUUUUUUUUUCAGGCACUUAAGCUAAUUUAUUAGAGGGUCAUUCAAGCAGUACUAAGUGGAUGGCUCUCUAUGGUGUUGGAUGAUUCUAGUGUAUUUUUUUGUGUGAGGGGUGGGGGGGCUGCUCUCUAUCAUGGACUCCAUUAGUAUGCAUUAUAAUGACAAAGAUGUUUAGCACUGUCCAUUGUAAGUGCCAUAGCCACUUUUCUUGGCUGCCAUUGUUUUCUGUUUGACUUUGUCUUUCUCUCCUCUCUUAACUCUUCUCUUCUCUCUUUCUCAUUCUCUUUUUCUUUUCCCUCAUUCUGUGGCUUUUCCUCACGGUCUGUCUUUCCCUCCCUCCCUCCCUCUUUCCCUCCUUCUCUCCCUCUCUCUAGCUCUGUCUUUAAUUAUUUUACUCUGUCCCCCUAUAUAACCAACUCUCUCAUUCCUCUCCUCUCUCUCUCUUUCUCUCUCUUUCUCUCUCUCUCUCUCUCUCUUUCUCUCUCUCUCUCUCUCUCUCUCUCUCUCUCUCUCUCUCUCUCUGUCUUUUCUCUUCUGCGUAAUUGAAUUGGCUGCCUGAAGCCCAGUAAAAGGGACGUAAUGAAUAGCAGAGAUAUAAAAAAAAAACAUGGACGCCGUUAUAAAACCCCACAGACGUUUUGUUUGGCCAGCCCACAAGUCCUCACCCUCCUAUAAUAUAAUACAUUGUCCUGGCCCAUACCCCAUUUUGUACAUGCGUAUACGCUCAUAACGUCCAUUUGUUUUAGUUCGGGAUGAAUAGAUCCUCAGGUACCUUUAGAAGGCUGGUGUUAAUGAUUGGAAUGAUUCAACGGUUAGAAGUGUUUAGGGUAGUUGUGUGAAGAAAUAUCUUUCCUCUGGUCGAUGUGUCCUAAAAGAGAUUUUGUUCAACUCGGAGGCUGAAAGAUCUUUUUUGUCUUUUUGUUUAGUACUUAGACGCACACCAUUGAAGUGCUUUGGGUAUUUCUUUUCGAUUUCUUGUUUUAUUUCCUUUUUUGAAAAUAAAGAAUAAAAGGUAAUCUAUUUUUUAUGAUUGUAAUUAGGCAUUUUUGGGAGUGGUAGUUGUGGUUGUAAUUGCUCUCUGCUUUUUUAAAAGAAAUGAAGCUGAAGUGUUUGUUACUGUGAUUGUGAUUUUAAUAAUAAAAAUUAACUUAACAUA
Molecule: messenger RNA, 6657 nt
Organism: Alosa sapidissima (American shad)
Lineage: Eukaryota; Metazoa; Chordata; Actinopteri; Clupeiformes; Clupeidae
Exons: 28
Coding region: 237-5222 (1661 amino acids)
Biological process (GO): regulation of DNA repair; carbohydrate metabolic process; ATP generation from poly-ADP-D-ribose
Cellular component (GO): cytoplasm; nucleus
Molecular function (GO): poly(ADP-ribose) glycohydrolase activity
Source: RefSeq, a predicted model, not a curated record